Exophiala oligosperma is the source of this 703-nucleotide messenger RNA. RefSeq lists its product as uncharacterized. Gene Ontology annotation, cellular component: RNA polymerase I complex; RNA polymerase III complex. The transcript has 5 exons. Bases 95 to 484 code for a protein of 129 amino acids. Gene Ontology annotation, biological process: DNA-templated transcription. The record is from RefSeq and is a predicted model, not a curated record. Gene Ontology annotation, molecular function: DNA-directed RNA polymerase activity; protein dimerization activity; DNA binding. Lineage: Eukaryota; Fungi; Ascomycota; Eurotiomycetes; Chaetothyriales; Herpotrichiellaceae.
UGCUCUGAAGAAAUUAGUUGGAGAUUUUUCGUGAAGAUUAUCUCUUUUUACAUCGGCCCAACAUCGAGAGAUAUACAGGAAAUCAGCAGUCAUCAUGUCGAACGACAGCGACAUAUCAAUGGUGGACGAGGAGGAAGAACUCAAGCACGCCGACGAUUUAACUCUGGGUGGUCUGCCGAAGCUGGUCAUUCUGCCAGGCGCAUCUACUCAUGCUGCGUCAUUCCAAAUUGAAAAGGAAGAUCACACUCUAGGCAAUGCCUUACGGUAUUUUGUCAACAAAAAUCCCGACGUAGAAUUCUGCGGAUACACUAUUCCCCAUCCCUCCGAGACGAAAAUGAACAUUCGCAUCCAGACUUGGGAAGAUACGCGGACGACAGCGGUUGAUGCCCUGCGAAAGGGCCUCGUUGACAUGAUGGACGCCUGCGAUGUGAUUACUGAAAAGUUCACCCAAGCACGAGACGAAUUUGAUGCACAGAAAUCGUAAUGAUUUAUCGAUUUUGGUGAUGCAUUGCGAAGGCGCUGGGGGUUUUCUGGUUUAGCUAUGUACAGUGGUUGGUACCAUGACUUCUAGUUCCGUCCCUAAGUAUUGCGUUAGGUUGUUUACGCAAAGACUCGUAGCAUCGAGACAUACCUCAAGGAAUCCAGACAUGAAGUUCUUUGGUAACCUGGCGUUCUCGUCCUCUUCCGUUCUCCAGUACUUCAU